Molecule: messenger RNA, 2991 nt
Organism: Tachysurus fulvidraco (yellow catfish)
Lineage: Eukaryota; Metazoa; Chordata; Actinopteri; Siluriformes; Bagridae
Gene: mpp3a
Product: MAGUK p55 scaffold protein 3a
Exons: 20
Coding region: 201-2039 (612 amino acids)
Cellular component (GO): cell-cell junction; plasma membrane
Molecular function (GO): protein binding
Source: RefSeq, a predicted model, not a curated record
GAGAGAAAGGGGAGGGUGUGUGUGUGUGAGUGUGUGCGUUGGUGAGAAGGGAGGAGGAAAAGAGGCAAGGAGGCAGCAUCAGACACCAGAGAGUGACGGAGAGUGAAAGGAUAACCGAGAGGAACGACAGAUCCAGAUCCUGAGCGAGAAGCAGACAGACAUAAAGAGAGGGAUACAGGUUACAUUCUGAGAGCUGAUCCAUGAUAGAAGCCAUGCCGGUCCUCUCAGCAGGUGCAGGGCUGCACGAGACGCUGGCCCUGCUCACCUCUCAGCUGCGUCCUGAUGCUAAUCACAAAGAGGACAUGGUCUUCCUCAGAGACGUUUUCAGUGAGCGGAGCCUGACAUACUUAAUGAAGAUCCAUGAGAAGCUGCGUCAAUAUGAAAGGCAGAGCCCCACGCCAGUGCUCCACAGCGCCUCCUCUCUUGCAGAAGAUGUUGCUGAGGAGCUGCAGAGCGGCCCCAUGAGUGUUGAGGAGAAAGAGCUGCUUCACUUGCUGACAUCACCUCACUUACGGGCGCUGUUGUCCGUUCAUGACACAGUGGCGCAGAAGAACUUUGACCCUGUGCUGCCUCCACUUCCCGAUGACCUCGAGGAGGAGCUGGAGGAAGAGUCGGUCAAGAUCGUACGUCUGGUCAAGAACAAAGAGCCACUGGGGGCCACCAUUCGGCGUGACGAGUCUACAGGAGCCGUCAUCGUAGCACGCAUUAUGAAAGGUGGCGCUGCUGACAGAAGUGGUCUGGUGCAUGUAGGUGAUGAACUUAGAGAAGUGAACGGCAUCUCAGUAAUGAACAAGAGACCAGACGAGAUCAGCCAACUAUUAUCUCAAUCUCAAGGCUCCAUCACGUUAAAAAUCAUCCCUGCUAUUAAAGAAGAGGACCGUCUGAAAGAGAGCAAAGUCUUCAUGCGGGCGCUGUUCGAUUACGUCCCUUUAGAGGACAAGGCCACACCCUGUCAGGAGGCGGGGCUACCGUUUAAGCGUGGGGACAUCCUGCAAGUCGUGAGUCAGGAUGAUGCCACUUGGUGGCAGGCCAAGAGAGUCGGGGACAGCAACCUGCGUGCUGGACUCAUCCCAUCCAAACAGUUCCAGGAGAGACGCUUGACCUACAGACACAAAAUGGGCAGUUUACCCAAUUCCAAAUCCACCAAACAGUCUGCAUACGACCAGGGAUGUGACAAAGAGGACUGUGACUGUGAGGGCUAUUUCAAUGGACACUACAUAGUCUCUUCGAAGUGUAAAGCGAUGGUGCCGUCCUGUGGCCAGGUGUUUUCCUGGGACUUUUAUACAGCUGGUCUGCGAAGGAGUUUCCGUCUGAGCCGUAAGGACCGGCGGAGUUCGUCGGGGGAGGCCAACGUGUCCGACCCCUCCGAGCCCGAGCUGCUCACUUAUGAAGAAGUAACACGAUACCAACAGCGGCCCAACGAGAGACCUCGACUCGUGGUGCUCAUCGGGUCUCUGGGAGCACGAAUUAAUGAGCUGAAGCAGAAAGUUAUAGCAGAAAACCCUCAUCGCUAUGCUGUGGCUGUACCACACACGACGCGGCCCAGGAAGAGCCACGAGAAGGAAGGGGUUGAGUAUCACUUUGUCUCCAAGCAGGCCUUCGAAGCUGAUGCUCAGAACAACAAGUUUAUCGAGUACGGAGAGUAUAAGGACAACCAGUACGGCACCAGUAUAGAGGCCAUCCGCUCUGUCCAAGCCAAGAACAAGAUGUGUCUCGUGGACGUGCAGCCUGAGGCGUUACACACGCUGAGGACCGCCGAGUUUAAGCCUUACGUCAUCUUUGUGAAACCGCGGAUCCCUGAGAGUCGUAGACGCCGCAGCGCUUCUUCUCCAGCAGCAGGAGAACACGGGAGAAUCACGGAGGAGGAUCUGCAGGAGAUGCGACAGUCAGUGCAGCAGAUCGAGCAAGAGUACGGCCAUCUGGUGGAUCACCUCCUGAUUAAGGAGGACACAGCGAGUGCCUGUUCAGAACUACGCGUCCUCCUCGAGCGUCUGGAGAGGGAGACCUUCUGGGUACCAGUCAGCUGGGUCAGGAACUAAAAACCUUCCAGCAUCCCAAAGCAGGACAACAUGGUCGGAUGCUAGGCUUUAGUCCUUCGGUGAAGAGCGUCACCGAGGACUGGAGACGGACAAGAGAGGACUCCAGGUCCUGGAGAAGAGGAACGAAAGGGAUAAUCCAUUAAUCUAAAAUCUUCUAAUAUGCACACACAGUAUGGACGAUAUGGAUUAUACAUAUGCACCACGGCUGCUUCUUUUUUUUUUUUUUCAUCUAAUUUAUUUAAACGAUCAUGAAAUUAUUCUAUUAACCACUUUUGGUAUUUUAUUGUAAAAAUCAUGCACUGUGUCAAAACAUAUUUCUUACUGCACAUCCCCCAAACGUAGGUGGGGUGGUGGUGUGUGUGGGGGGGGUGGGGGGUGGGGUUUUGGGUUGUUAUGGCGGUUUCACCAGAUGCUAUUUUUUUGCAGUUUUAAUGAAAUGCAUUCGACAGACAUUUUAGUGAUAUGAUACAGUAGGUGUGAUUAAUACGCAUUGUAGUUCCAUCUUGAUACGACAUGACAUAAAAUGUUAAGGAUAACCGUCAGCUCACGGUAGAGUGCAAAAGUUUGCGCGCCCACAGUAUAAACAUGCAUAAAAUGCGUGUUAGGUUUCAAAUGGUCAAACCAUGUAGUGUAUGUUAAGAUAUUAAUAGUGGACAAAUGAAAUGUGAAACUGAAUGUGAUAUACAGUGAUAUUCUGUAAUUUCUCGUUAAAACGUUGAAUUUCUCCACCUAGGAACCACAUCGGAUGCAAGCCUUUGCAUUCUGUUGUACAUUGUAAAGUGUAUUUGUGACAUCGAAAUCAAAAAUGUAAUUUCACCUUCAUCAGCCAUCGAUUUAAAAUGAAGACCAAGUCUCUGAGUAACCGGAAUGAUACAGAUAAAUGAAUGUGGAGGUAUUUUAACGCAUGAGCCUUUGGGUUUCCUGCUGCAUAUUAAACACAUGUUGAGCCCUG